UUCUUUGCUCCAUCAUCGGUCCAGAAAUAUUCGUUGUGCUUAGAACGGAUCCAACAGAGUAGGCAUUUCCAGCCCGUUAACAUCAGCCCUCAAAACCGGAUUCGCAGUAGACUAUGAGCAGGGGGCCGAAGUUUCUCAAACCGGAUGACGAGUCGUUCGCCUCGGAACGGGACGCCGCGCCAUCGGACGAUCACGUAACGUCGUUCGUGUUUAACGCCCACCAAUCGCUAGCGCUCGCCGCCCAGCGGGAACGUCUUCCGAUCCGCCAGUACCGCGAUCAGAUACUGUACUGCCUCGAGCACUACCAGACGCUCGUGCUCGUCGGGGAGACCGGGUCCGGCAAAAGCACGCAGGUACCACAGUACCUGUACGAGUUCGGAUGGCACUCGAAGGGCCUGAUUGGCAUCACGGAACCCCGCCGGAUAUCGGCCAUCACGCUGGCCGACCGGGUCGCCUCGGAACGGGGCGAACUGUGCGGCGAAACGGUUGGCGUGGCGAUCCGCUUCAUCGCAAAGUGUGACCCGACCCAGACGAAGAUUAAGUACAUGACCGAGGGCAUUCUGCUGCGCGAGAUGCUGGCCGAUCCGCUGCUAACCCAGUACGCCGUCAUCAUGAUCGACGAGGCACACGAACGGAGCACCCUUACCGACACGGCGCUCGGUCUGCUGAAGAAGAUUGCCCGCAAGCGACCGCAGCUGAAGAUCAUCGUAUCGUCGGCCACGGUAGACGCGGAACUGUUUCGUGACUUUUUCAAUCUUAAGCCGGCCCGCGGCACCCAGCACGACACGGCCGUCAUACUGACCGUCGAGGGGAGGAUGUACCCGCAGGAAGUGUUCUAUCUGCGAGAACCGUGUCCGGAUUAUGUAAAGGAAACGGUCGCGACGGUGAUGAAGAUACACCGCACCGCGGAACCGAGGGGGGACGUGCUGGCGUUUCUCACCGGCCAGGAAGAGGUCCUGCGGGCGCUCGAUUUACUGCGCGAGCAUCAGGAAGCGGCCGGCCGCGAGGACAUGCUGAUUUUGCCGAUGUACGGCACGCUCUCGAACACGGACCAGCUGAAGGUGUUCUUCGCGCCACCGAAGGGCGUCCGGAAGGUGGUGCUGGCAACGAACAUUGCCGAAACGUCCGUCACCAUCCCGGGCAUCGUUUACGUGAUCGAUUGUGGAUUCGUGAAGCUAAAGUGGUACUCGGCCGACAGCACGACCGACAGCUUGGUGGUGGUGCCCGUAAGUAAGGCGGCGGCCGAACAGCGUGCCGGCCGUGCCGGGCGUAUCCGCAGCGGGAAAGUGUACCGACUGUACACCGAAGCCGAAUGGGAGAAGCUACCGGAGCACACGCCGCCCGAGAUGCGCCGCUCGGACCUCUGCAGCACCGUCCUCUACCUAAAGGCCCUUGGCAUUGACAACAUUCUUCGCUUCACGUUCCCGUCGGCCCCACCGGCCAAGAAUCUGCUCGCGUGCCUCGAAACAUUGUACGCCCUGGAGGCGCUCAACGCCGACGGCACGCUCACGUCGCCGGUCGGUUACUUUCUCGCCGAAAUGGCCAUUCCACCGAUGAUGGCCAAGAUGCUGUACAAGGCGGGCGAGAUGGGCUGUUCGGAGGAAAUUCUGGUCAUCAUUGCGAUGCUGCAGGUGCAAUCGGUGUUCUCGAAGCCGGCCGGUGGGCAGGCCGCGAUCCGGGGCCGGAUCGCCAAGCGAAACUUUGAGGUGGCCGAAGGUGAUCUGGUGACACUGCUCAACGUAUACUGUGCGUUCGUUGAGAGUGGCCGGACGAAGGAGUUUUGUGGCCGCAACUUCCUCAUCUAUCGCAAUCUGAAGCGUGCGCACGAAAUUAAGACCCAACUAACGGCAUCGCUCGAGCGGGAACUGAACAUUCCGUUGCUGUCGUGUGGCGGGAACGUGGAAACUCUCUGCCGGUGCAUCGUGGCAGGGUUCUUCCCGUACGCGGCCUACCUGCACCACUCGGGCGUGUAUCGGACGGUGCGAGGCAACACGGAGCUAAGCAUACACCCGCUGUCCGCGCUGUACACCGAGCAGCAACCGCAGUGGGUCGUGUUCUGUGAGCUCAUCCACACGACGAAGCUGUUCAUGAAGGACAUAACCGUCAUACAGCAGAGCUGGCUACCGGAGAUUGCGCCGCAUUACUACCACAAAGUGACGGUGCGCGAUCAGCAUUGA
Molecule: messenger RNA, 2177 nt
Organism: Anopheles cruzii
Lineage: Eukaryota; Metazoa; Arthropoda; Insecta; Diptera; Culicidae
Product: probable ATP-dependent RNA helicase DHX35
Exons: 4
Coding region: 114-2177 (687 amino acids)
Cellular component (GO): intracellular anatomical structure; catalytic step 2 spliceosome
Molecular function (GO): ATP hydrolysis activity; RNA binding
Source: RefSeq, a predicted model, not a curated record